Messenger RNA from Melanotaenia boesemani (Boeseman's rainbowfish), 1184 nucleotides. RefSeq names its product parvalbumin 6 (gene pvalb6). The coding region runs from base 166 to 495 and encodes 109 amino acids. The transcript is spliced from 5 exons. Gene Ontology annotation, cellular component: nucleus; cytoplasm. Gene Ontology annotation, molecular function: calcium ion binding. NCBI's taxonomy places the organism in Eukaryota, Metazoa, Chordata, Actinopteri, Atheriniformes, Melanotaeniidae. The record is from RefSeq and is a predicted model, not a curated record.
GCAGCCUAACAUCACUGACAUCGAGUUCAACUGGGAGCCUAUUUUUCAUCCUAAAAUAGUUGGAGAGGACAUGUAUAAAAUAGAAAGAGCAGAGCCUCUGAUCUUUUACUGGACAUCCCUGGCCCCUCUCCCACCUGAACGCCCAUCAGACAGUAAUAAGCCAAGAUGGCAAUGAGCAGCAUCCUCAACGCUGAUGACAUCAAGAAAGCUCUAGAUGCAUUUGCAGUUGCUGACUCUUUUGACCAUAAGAAGUUUUUUGAGAUGGUGGGUCUGAAGUCCAAGUCUUGUGAGGAUGUGAAGAAGGUCUUCACGGUGCUGGACGCCGACAACAGCGGCUUCAUAGAGGAGGAAGAGCUCAAGUUCGUCCUGAAGGGCUUUGCCAAAGAUGGCAGGGACCUGACAGACAAAGAAACCAAAGCAUUUUUAAAAGCAGCCGACAAGGAUGGAGACGGCAAGAUUGGAGUCGAUGAAUUUGCUGCCCUAGUGAAAGAAUAAAAAGUCCCCUACCACACUGAAGGAUCACCUCCCACCCACAUGCACAUCCUAAAGCCCCUCUUCACUCUUUCCUCCACCUUGCCAGCACCUACACCCCAGCCCCCCUCCCACAAGACUAAAGCCAAUUCCUGCUACGAUCCCUCCCGUCCUCCACUUCUCCCCCACUGCUGUCUUCACGACAUGCAAUUCUGCAGUGAAGUAGGCUGUUUGCAGCCCCCCUCACCCCCUCCACCACCACCACCACCACCAUAGCAGUAUUCAUCCUAUUUCAUUUAUCCUUUUUAUACAAACGGUUCUUCUUUGUGUUUACAUAUAGAUAGAAUACAAGCCACAUUUUAAAGCAUAAAAUAGAUAUUUACAGAAAAUGUUUCUCUCUGUGUUUGCAGCUUUUCCAUUUUUCUGAUGUCUUUGUUUUCCUUUGCCGGUUCUUCCUUUCAUGUUCCAGCUGUUUUUCUUCCUUUUUCUGUCCUCUUACUUAUAAUUUCACCUCCACCUCAGUCACACCUCCUGCACCCGCUCCUCCUCUAUCUCUCACGCCCUCAUCCUCAUGCCCAUCCCCAUCCAUCUAUCUAUCCACUGCCCAUCACUUUCUCCUCUGGUAACAAGCUGUUGUAAAAAAUAGCAAAAGAAGAAAGAAGUCAAGCUGUGAACGAAUAAAAUAAAAUUAAUUUAAUGGGUCAAAAACAAAA